Cornus florida is the source of this 2970-nucleotide messenger RNA. RefSeq names its product subtilisin-like protease SBT5.6. NCBI's taxonomy places the organism in Eukaryota, Viridiplantae, Streptophyta, Magnoliopsida, Cornales, Cornaceae. Gene Ontology annotation, molecular function: serine-type endopeptidase activity. The transcript is spliced from 9 exons. The record is from RefSeq and is a predicted model, not a curated record. The coding region runs from base 71 to 2401 and encodes 776 amino acids. Gene Ontology annotation, biological process: proteolysis.
AUAUAUAGCUUACAAACACCCCAUCAUAUCAUAUCAGCUCUAGAUUCCAAAGUUCAGGGCAUUAACUACGAUGAAAUCUUCGGUUCUCUCUCUACUACUUAUUCUUCUUCUUCUUCCUCUCUUGGCCUCUUGUGUUGAAAAACAGGUCUAUGUUGUAUACUUUGGACACCACAGUGGAGAGAAAACAUUGCAAGAAAUUGAUGAUACUCAUCACUCUUAUCUCUCCUCUGUGAAAGAAUCUAAGGAAGAAGCCAAGAGUUCUCUUCUUUACAGUUACAAGAACAGUAUCAAUGGCUUCGCCGCAAUGCUCACCCCAGAUGAGGCCUCUAAACUAUCCGAAAUGGAUGAAGUGGUGUCUGUUUAUAGAAGCUACCCAAGAAAGUACACUUUGCAUACUACGAGGUCAUGGGAAUUUGUUGGGUUGGAAGAGGGAAAACAAUUGAAGCACUCCAAGGAAGACAUAUUAUUGAAAGCCAGAUAUGGCAAAGACAUCAUAGUUGGCGUCAUGGAUAAUGGUGUGUGGCCGGAAUCUCAGAGUUUUAACUAUGAAGGAAUGGGACCCAUUCCAAAAUCAUGGAAAGGAAUCUGCCAGAGUGGACAAGGUUUCAACUCAUCACAUUGUAAUAAGAAACUAAUUGGAGCUCGAUACUACGUUAAAGGUUACGAAAAAUUCUAUGGUCCUCUAAAUACCACAUUGGAUUACCUAUCUCCACGGGACAGGGAUGGCCAUGGGACUCACACAUCUUCAAUUGUUGGAGGAAGAAGGGUGUCUAAUGCCUCGGCCCUAGGUGGAUUUGCUCGUGGAACUGCCUCUGGUGGUGCACCACUAGUGCGCCUGGCGAUAUACAAAGCUUGCUGGGCAAUUCCAGGUGAAAGCAAAGCAAAUGGGAACACAUGCUUUGAUGAAGACAUGUUAGCAGCAAUUGAUGAUGCCAUUGCUGAUGGAGUUCAUGUACUAAGCAUCUCCAUUGGGGCCCAUGAACCUAUACCUUACACCAAGGAUUCUAUUGCAAUUGGAUCCCUUCAUGCCACGAAGAAUAAUAUCAUAGUAUCAUGUAGUGCUGGAAACUAUGGCCCUGCCCCGAAAACUUUAUCUAACACGUCUCCCUGGAUCAUCACAGUUGCUGCUAGUAGUUUGGACAGGGUAUUUGCAGCACCUGUUGUGCUUGGAAAUAGAAUGACUAUUCAGGGACAAACAGUAACUCCAUACAAUAUGAAGAAGAAAAUGUACCCACUAGUAUCAGCACCAACAGUAGUCAACCCUGACGUGCCCAAAAAUUAUAUAGCAGGGCAAUGCCUUCCUGGUUCUCUAUCCCCUGAAAAGACCAGAGGAAAGAUUGUGAUGUGCUUUAGAGGGAAUGGGACCCGAGUUGGAAAAGGCGAGGAGGUGAAAAGAGCUGGGGGUGUAGGAUUCAUCUUAGUUAAUAGUCUUGCAAAUGGAGCUGACUUAUCCGUAGACGCUCAUGUUCUUCCCGCAACAGCAGUGGAUUAUAACAAUGCAAUUAAAAUUUUGGAGUACAUCAAUUCUACUAACAAACCAUUGGCAUGUAUCUUCCCAGCUAAGACUGUCAUAGGUCAUACACCAGCACCGUUCAUGGCUACCUUCUCUAGUAGGGGACCAAAUACAAUUACACCUGAUAUUCUCAAGCCUGAUAUUACGGCACCAGGACUAAAUAUACUGGCAGCAUGGAGUGAAGCAUCAUCCCCUACAAAGUUGGAGGAUGAUCACCGAAUUGUUAAGUAUAACAUUCUUUCAGGAACUUCUAUGUCUUGCCCUCAUGUGUCAGCUGCAGCUGCACUUCUCAAAGCUAUACACCCCAAAUGGAGCAGUGCUGCCAUAAGAUCUGCUCUUAUCACCUCAGCACAACUAAUGAACAAUGUGGGUGUGCCACUGACUGAUGCAUCUGGCAACCCGGCAGAUCCCUUCCAAUACGGAUCAGGUCACUUGAGGCCAACAAAGGCAGCCGAUCCAGGACUCGUGUACGAUGCCUCAUAUGCCGACUAUCUUCUGUUCCUUUGCAGCAAUGGAGUAACAAAGCUUGAUCCAUCAUUUAAGUGUCCAAAAGUGCCACCCACAGCAAACAAUCUCAACUACCCAUCUCUUGCAAUUUCCCAACUCAAUGGCACAGUGACUGUCAAGAGAACUGUCACAAAUGUUGGUGGUAAUGGCAAGAGUAUGUACCUCUCUAUUGUCAAACCACCUAUUGGAUUUUCGGUUAAGAUCUCUCCACCUAUCUUAUUCUUUAAAAAUGUUGGCCAAAAGAAGAGCUUCACCAUAACCAUAAAAGCAGAAAGGGAGAAGCUCAACAUGAUUGACAAUAAUCAGUAUUCAUUCGGGUGGUAUGCUUGGACUGAUAGAAUCCACUUUGUUAGAAGUCCUCUGGCAGUAUCAUUGGCGUAGUUUGUUUUAUCAUUCUUGUUUUAUUUUUAUUUCCAUUCUUGCUUGAUUAUAUUUACAAAGUAUGGGGCUGCAGAGAAAUACAGGUAAGCCAAUGAAGUAUUCAAUAAUUGAACAUAGUGUUGGGUUUGUGAAGCCUGAUAGGUUCGGGGUUCAGCCACGAGCCGCUUGAUUACUCUUUUGUGGUAUUUUAAAGAGUUGUGGCACUAUAUAGUAAUGGUCCCCUAGGCGAUCCCCAAAGAUGAAAUUAUCCUUCCAGUAAACUUCUCAGGGCUUCCCCCUUGGUUUAGUGGAGUGGGACGACACAAAUCGGAGACAGGUGUAGUACGUGAUGCAGCAAAAUCAGUGUCCGCCGGCGUGUCACAAAGUGUGCCUCGGUCCAAUGGCGAAAUUAUGUGGGUACUAAGGGGCAUUAUUGUAAUCUUGAUGUAAACCUUAUAGUACCAGACUAUUUAUUUCUUUGUUGGCUAUACCUUGUACUCUUUCAUCGGAAAUAGUGAAACUACUGUGAGUCAUGGACAUAGCCCAGAUUUUGGAUGAACAACAUAAAAUUUGUGUCGUGAUUUCUUUUC